AUGGCCGGUAUUUUGCCACAGCUGUUAGGCGAAUGCACAGAAUGUUCAACGCCUCUCUAUGGAACUGUCACCACACCAGGAUUCGAGAGCGGAAUACUGUUCACCAAUCGUGACACGAAUGCGAAUGGUUGUUCACAGAUCAGGAUUACUUGUACCAAUCCUGUCCCUUCCCUAACGGCAAUGAUUAUGGUACUGGGAACGACAAAGGUGUUGGCCUUNGGAAGAGGUUCGGUGGAUUCAACGAUCACUUGCGAUCGCCAGCGAACCUGGCUGGACCCUAGCGGAGUCGCUGUUCCCGGAAUCAUCUGUGCCGCUCAUGGUUCGAUUCUCAUUGCCUCUUCAUAA
Messenger RNA from Anisakis simplex (herring worm), 345 nucleotides. The record is from the annotation of a GenBank genome assembly. NCBI's taxonomy places the organism in Eukaryota, Metazoa, Nematoda, Chromadorea, Rhabditida, Anisakidae.